Trichoderma citrinoviride is the source of this 1203-nucleotide messenger RNA. Its product is annotated as Calcium/calmodulin dependent protein kinase. Gene Ontology annotation, biological process: cellular response to oxidative stress; protein phosphorylation. Gene Ontology annotation, molecular function: calcium/calmodulin-dependent protein kinase activity; ATP binding. Lineage: Eukaryota; Fungi; Ascomycota; Sordariomycetes; Hypocreales; Hypocreaceae. Bases 1 to 1203 code for a protein of 400 amino acids. The transcript is spliced from 6 exons. The record is from RefSeq and is a predicted model, not a curated record.
AUGAGUUUCGCUGGCAUGCUGAACCGCCUCCAUGGCCAACCCGAGAGCUAUGAGAAAAAAUCAAAGUACAGGUUCGGACGAACCCUCGGCGCUGGCACAUACGGUGUCGUGCGCGAGGCCGAUGGCCCUACCGGCAAGGUGGCCAUCAAGAUCAUCCUGAAGAAGAGCGUCAAGGGCAACGAGCAGAUGGUGUACGACGAGCUGAACCUCCUUCAGCGGCUGAAGCAUCCUCACAUUGUCAAGUUCGUCGACUGGUUUGAGUCGAGAGACAAGUUUUACAUCGUCACCCAGCUCGCCACUGGUGGUGAGUUGUUCGACCGAAUCUGCGACCAGGGAAAAUUCACCGAAAAGGACGCCUCUCAGACCAUCAAGCAGGUCUUGGACGCCGUGAAAUACCUACACCAGAACAAUGUUGUUCACCGAGAUCUGAAGCCAGAGAACCUCAUCUACGUAACACAGGACCCAGACUCCGAUUUGGUAUUGGCCGAUUUUGGUAUUGCCAAGACGCUGGACAGCAAAGACGAGACGUUGAAGACAAUGGCCGGCUCCUUUGGCUACGCAGCUCCCGAAGUCAUGGCCAAGCAGGGCCACGGAAAGCCGGUGGACAUGUGGUCUCUCGGUGUCAUCACUUACACCCUCCUCUGCGGCUACUCUCCCUUCCGCAGCGAGAACCUCCAGGAUCUGCUUGACGAGUGCACCAGGGGGUCCGUCAUCUUCCAUGAGAGGUAUUGGAAAGAUGUCAGCGCGGAUGCCAAAGACUUCAUCAACUGUCUCAUCGUUCCCGACCCCAACAGCAGAUGGACAGCAGAGCAAGCACUCGGCCACAUCUGGCUCAGUGGUAAGAACGCCACCGACCACGACCUGCUGCCCGAACUGCGCAAGGCUCGCGAAGCCCGCGCGAAGCUCAAGCACGCCAUCCUGGCCGUCAGCCUCCGGAAACGAAUCGCCGCCCUUCAAGACGUCGAAUCCGACUCCGACAGCGACGAGAUGGCCGCUGCCGAGGAGGCCAUUCCCGGACAGCCUCCCGCCAACUCGUCCAAGACGAACGUGCUGCGCGAAAAGGUCAAGGACGGUUCUCUUUUCCGCUCCGUGGCCCUGGCUGCUAUCAGAGACCAUGCCGCCAAGAAGGAGGCUGAGAUCACGGAUGAGGAUCUGGCCAAGCAAGCCAACAGGAAGAGCUUCAACAGUGAAACUCGACCCUGA